Messenger RNA from Lethenteron reissneri (Far Eastern brook lamprey), 6784 nucleotides. It is a transcript of the gene SGSM3, whose product is annotated as small G protein signaling modulator 3. Gene Ontology annotation, molecular function: GTPase activator activity; small GTPase binding. The record is from RefSeq and is a predicted model, not a curated record. Lineage: Eukaryota; Metazoa; Chordata; Hyperoartia; Petromyzontiformes; Petromyzontidae. Gene Ontology annotation, biological process: regulation of GTPase activity.
GAUGCCGAGCCCAGCUGGCAGGGCAGGAGGUGUUGGUGGUGGUGGUGUUGUUGGUGUUGUUGUUGGUGGUGGUGUUGGGGCGGGCGGCGUGAGAGACAAACACGGCCGCGACCACCCCCCCCCGUAGCGUCUCUCUCCCUCCAUCCGGCACGCACCACGGAGCGAGCGGGGGGAGACCAACACAGCCGGCGGUCGCCUUCGCCACCAAGCGGAAGCAGCAGAGCAUCGUGACGAGUCUCCUGCCCCUACAGCUACUGCUACAGCUGCUACAGCUGCUGCUGCUGCAGCUGCUGUAGUCACAUUCUAGCGGAGGAGCCCGCGGUGCCGUCGGGACCCCCGGCGGGACCCCCUCCCCCCGUCGCCCCGCACCAUGCCGACAGGCACACUCACCCCCACCCCGAUGGGUCCGUUUUCAGCGCUCACGCCCAGCAUGUGGCCUCAAGACAUCCUGGCCAAACUCGCACAGAAGGAUGAGGAGUCGCAAGACGGGGAAGAGCUGCUCUUCGAUGAGUUCGGGUUUCGCUUGGAAAAGGAAGACGGGGUGGAUGCGCCGCCGCCGCCGCCCCCGACGGGGCCGCCCCCCGCGGGCGAGGACGCGCAGGUGCGCCUGCGCUGGCAGGCCUACCUGGAGUUCACGCAGAACCACGGCGUGGGCGACCUCACGUGGGAGCAGCUCGCCGACACGGUGCCGCGCUCGGACAAGCUGCGCGCGCUCGUGCUCGCGGGCAUCCCGCACAGCAUGCGCCCCCACCUGUGGGUCCGCCUGUCGGGUGCGCUGCUGAAGAAGAAGACGAGCGAGGUGUCGUACCGUGACGUGGUGAGGGCCAGCUCCGAGGACGCCUCCCUCACGGCCAAGCAGAUCGAGAAGGACCUGCUGCGCACGAUGCCGACCAACGUGUGCUUCUCCGAGAUGACGAGCACCGGCGUGCCGCGCCUCCGCCGCCUGCUGCGCGCCCUCGCCUGGCUCUACCCCGACAUCGGCUACUGCCAGGGCACCGGCAUGAUCGCGGCGUGCCUGCUGCUGCUGCUGGAGGAGGAGGACGCGUUCUGGUCGAUGGCGGCGCUGGUGGAGGACCUGCUGCCGGCGGCGUACUUCAGCACCACGCUGCUGGGCGUGCAGGCCGACCAGCGCGUGCUGCGCCAGCUCGUCGCCUCGCACCUCCCGCGACUCCACGCGCUGCUCACCGAGCACGACAUCGAGCUGUCCCUGAUCACGCUGCACUGGUUCCUGACGGUGUUUGCGAGCGUGGUCCACGUGCGACUGCUGCUGCGCCUCUGGGACCUCUUCUUCUGCGAGGGCUCCGUCGUGCUCUUCCAGCUCACGCUCGGCAUGCUCAAGCUGAAGGAGGAUGAGUUGGUACAGUCCGAAAACUCUGCCUCCAUCUUCAACACCCUGUCGGACAUCCCGACUCAGAUGAACGACCCAGAUCUUCUCAUCCAGGAGUCGAUGAGGGUGGCGGGAGGCCUAACGGACGCCAUCCUGGAACCCCAGCGGCGGAAGCACCUGGCGUACCUCAUGGCCGACCAGGGCCAGAUCAUCAACCCCGAGGGGCCCAACCCCACCAUCCCCAAGCAGCUGGCACGGAGGCAGAUGCAGCGGCAGAAGUCGGUCAUCGGGGUCCUCUUCUUCGGCGACCAGGAGGACCCGGAGUCUCUGAAGGCCAAGAACAUCAAGCAGACGGAGCUGAUCUCGGCGCUGCGCGACGCCAUCCUGCGCGUGGCUCGACACUUCCACGACAUCGACCCCGAGCAGGGAGCGGACCUCACGCCGGACUACUCGACCGAGUCGCACCAGCUGGACCACGAGAACUACGUCGCCGUGACGCGCAACCGCCGGCGGCGCGCCAAGGCGCUGCUCGACUUCGAGCGCCACGACGACGACGAGCUGGGCUUCCGCAAGAACGACAUCAUCACGAUCAUCUCUCAAAAGGACGAGCACUGCUGGGUCGGAGAGCUCAACGGACUUCGAGGUUGGUUUCCGGCCAAGUUCGUCGAGGUGUUGGAUGAACGGAGCAAGCAGUACUCGAUGGCGGGGGACGACUCGGUGACGGAGGGGGUGACGGACCUGGUGCGCGGGACGCUCUGCCCGGCGCUCAAGGCCAUCUUGGAGCACGGCCUCAAGCGGCCGUCCAUCCUGGGCGGGCCCUGCCACCCGUGGCUCUUCAUCGAGGAGGCGGCGAGCAAGGAGGUGGAGAAGGACUUUGAGUCGGUCUACUCGCGACUCGUGCUGUGCCGCACCUACAGGCUGGACGAAGACGGUAAAGUUCUCACCCCGGAAGAGCUCCUGUACCGGGCGGUGCAGUCUGUGAAUCAGUCGCAUGACACGGCGCAUGCACAGAUGGACGUCAAGGUCCGCUCGCUCAUUUGCAUCGGCCUCAACGAGCAGGUGCUCCACCUGUGGCUGGAGGUGCUGUGCUCGAGUGUUCUCACCGUAGAGAAGUGGUACCAGACGUGGUCGUUCCUGCGCAGCCCCGGCUGGGUACAGAUCAAGUGCGAACUUCGGGUUCUCUCCAAAUUUGCGUUUAAUCUCUCGCCCGACUGGGAGCUUCCUCUCAAGAAGGAGGACAAGGACACUCGUCCGCUCAAGGAGGGCAUCCAGGACAUGCUCGUCAAGCACCACCUCUUCAGCUGGGACAUCGACGGCUAGGAGUUGGGGGGAGGGGGGGGGGCACUCUCACGUCGUCUCGACCCCUCACCUUUAACCUCUCAACUGCCGCCACCCCCCCCCCCCCCGCCCGCGCCCCACAAAACAAGUGAACCCAACCCACAGCUUAGUCCGCAGCUUUCUGUGUGUGUGCCUCCCCCGGCUUGUGCUGCCCCUCUCCUCGCCGCCCAACAGUCUCAAUUUCCCAUCAUCCUUAGCAGCUGCCGCCACCCCCUCGCUCUCAAAAUCAACCCUCGCGCUACCUUAACCCUAAAACGCAGCCGAUUCUUGAUUGUACAGCCUUAAUAAUAAUAAUAAUUUAUAAAUAAAAAAAUCGCAAAAGCCCUUUCUUUAUUCGUACGGGAGAGCCCCGCUGAGUCUCGUGACUCAGGGGGGUUUCCGGCCACAUCGGGAUGAUCGACCAAUUGCUGUACAGUAUUGAGUAAACGGGGGGCGCGCUUGUAGGGGGGAGCGAUGGCGAGAUGUUGACUACCUCGCCUGGUAUGCAGGAGGUCGCGGGUUCGAUCCCGACCCUGACGCCUGCUUUUGCUGCUGUAUAUUUGGACUUUGCGGUGUCUCCCUCUCCCCGCGGUCGCGUGGGCUUUUUUCUCCGGGGUUCUCCGGCUUUUCCCUCCGCAUUGAGAAUCGGCCUCGCGUGCUCACAGUAUUUGGCCGUGAUAUAUUUGCACGUGAUAAGCCACUCCGUCGAGCUAUCAUUUGUGAUAGCCAGGUUGCUUCUGAAAAAGAGCGACCUGGUAAAACAGAAACAAGCCAAAAAACGCCUUGCUUUACGAUUCGGCCGGCGACCUACGGCCUACUUUGUGUACUGCUGCCUGCAAGCGCUGCACCCCCCCCCCGCCCGAGCUGCCUCCUCCCUGCACGGCCUGGCCUGGGGGACGAGGGGGCACGCCAGAGAGGAAACGAAACUCUGCGAGGAGUCUGCGGAUAAUUCGCCGCCGCUACCGCAUCAUAAUCAUCGCAAACGCUGCGCACGGACGAUGCUCACAAACGUAUUCCACCGCCUCUCUCGCUCGCACGCACUUGUCCUGAGCCCCCUGGUGGAAAAUUCCACAAUACUAUGGCGGUGACCGGCAGAACCGUAAUUUCAGCAACACAACAAUAGCAGCCACAGCGGCGGGGGUAGCAGCAACCGGCUAUUGACCUCCCUAUUCUACAUGGGGCAUCAUCCCACAGAAGAGCGUGGUGGUGGUGGUGGUAGCGGUGGUGAUGACGACGACGACAAUGAUGAUGGUCAUGAAGAUGACGGUGAUAAUCGUGAAAACCAUGACUUGUAAUGACGAUGGGAACAAGGCUGAUGAAGAAGGACAUGAUGAUGAUGGUGAUGAUCGUAAAUAUGACGACUCAAAGAUGAUGGUGGAGACACUUGGCCAGUGACCUUCGCGACGCAAAUCUCCGCUCCAGAAUGAACAUUGCGACGCUUCGCAAGUGCCGUGCGCGCACGUGCGUGCGGAGAGUAACGCGCGGUGCGUUACGGCGACGCGCGCACCAACGCCCGCGGUUCAGUAUUACGAAAUGAGAAGCGGGGGUUUGACGGCGUUAAAACCUCGGCGUAGGACGGACGGUCGCGUCGCCCGGAUCCAGAUGGCUCCAUCCCAGGAUUAACCCUCGGGGGCACCGCGUCUUCUACGACUAGGCGGGCCCGGAAAAUACUUCCUCGCACGGCACACGGCAUCCCAGCGUCCCUCUUUGGCUGCGGCUGCUGCUGCUGCUGCUCACGUGCUACCUACUCCCAGUUCUGCCGACCACCUAAACGAAAAUAUUCAGUGAGAGCGUAAGUUCACUGGGCGAGAGGAUUUAUGUGAAUUCCGUGUUCCCGCGCGGUCCGAUCCUAUUUUUUUUUCUUUCCCUCCCAGAGAGCACUUGGGCCACUUCAGCCACGGGAUAGUCGAGGUUGGCAUCCACGGUGGAAUCCCUCCCUGGUCAGGAUCUGAAGCUAACAGGGUGCUGCUCGUGUGCCGGUCAAAUCCUGGUGCUCCACUCGGCUUGACGAUGGCACACGGAGCUGCCGGAGAGACCGGAGAUCCCAAAAAGCUGGAAUGGAUUCUGAUCUCCCCCCUCACCCUCCACCUGGCGAGGAGGUGGGGUGGGGGGCAGUGAGUUUUUCUGAAUGGGGAAAUGUGGAUUUUUGAAAGUAGGGUGACAGAGAGAAACUGGAUGUAAUGUAUAAAAUAUAUCGUAGCGCUUACGUUGACACUUUAGUUGUUUAAAGAAUUUUGUAUGUGUUUUUUUGGUUUUCGGAUUUUGCGUUUUGUGCGUUGCGCUUGGCUACGGCUACAUGUGGCGUUGGCAAAGGGAUUCGGGUUUAUUUUUGGUGACGGUUGCAAAGCAAUGCCCCCCCCCUCCCCCUCCUCCUCCUUGGGGGCCGAUUAAGUUAUGAUGCAAAGCAGAAGCGGUAGCAGUGCCGAACAGAGUGAAGGGGCACAAGGAGCGGAGUCGCCGAGGGAUGGAUUCACCUUCCGGUGAAGUAGUUGGGUGUUAGACGAGGAAGUCGAGGGGGGUGGGAUAAUUAGUUGGGUUAGACCAGGGGGGGGGGGGGUCGGCGAGCACUACAACACGAGGAGCCAUUUUUUUCUAUUCGGUAAACAAAAUAUUUCAAGGGCGGCAAUGCACGUGCUCCUUAAUCAAUAACAUCACGAAGCGGUUCCUUCAUGAGCCACAUGCAGCUCCAGAGCCGCAGGUUGCCCGCCCCUGCCCAUGGUGAACUGGGGACUUCCAUGGUGAACUGGGGACUUCCAUGGUAAACUGGGGACUUCCAUGGUGAACUGGGGACUCCCAUGUUGAACUGGGGACUCCCAUGGUGACCUGGAGACUUCCAUGGUGAACUGGACUCCCAUGGUAAACUGGAGACUUCCAUGGUAAACUGGAGACUUCCAUGGUGAACUGGGGACUCCCAUGGUGAACUGGAGUCUCGUGGUAAACUGGAGACUCCCAUGGUAAACUGGAGUCUUGUGGUAAACUAGACUACCAUGGUAAAAUGGGGAUUUCCAUGGUGAAUUGGACUCCCAUGGUAAACUGGGGACUUCCAUGGUGAACUGGAGUUUCGUAAACUGGACUCCCAUGGUGACCUGGGGACUCCCAUGGUAAACUGGACGUCCAUGGCCAGGGCUUGGCAACCAAAAAAAUAACGAGACAUUUUUUUCGUCCGAAUUUCAAGAGCCGCACUGCAGUCCUUGAAGAGCCACGUGGCGCAGCUCUGACGCGGCAGGUCGCCCACCCGCCCUGAGUGUGCCGAGGUGGAGGAAGCGAGUUCGGCGGCGGGCGGGGUGAGUGGGGAGAGAGAAAGUGCCGGGGUGAUGGCGCUGCCUGCACCUUCGUCGACCCCGAUGGCGGCGUCGAGGGAGCCAGUGUUGGUUUCUCUGCGGCACUCGUUGACGUUCUUGCAAGGAGCUCUCGCUGCCUCCCCCGCGCCCUCGCGCACGCCAACUCCGCGGGUCUCCGAUCUGUGGCGGUGACAUUGGCGACGCGACCGAGGCUCUCGCUCACUCGCUCGAGAAAAGUAAAUCGAUGUCAGCUGGCUGGCUCUCUCUCUCUCGCUCGCUCACUCGGGCCACGCGGAGGCACUCGAUGGGCAGAUGCUGGCUUUCAUCCAGCAGUGCAUUGACCGCGGCUGAUUGAUUAUGUACCGCACGUUGAACUUCCUUCGCGCUGUACGUAGCCAACCGCGCUAAUCGGAGGUGCGGAGGAAUGGCAAACUUAACGCACAAAUCAGUUGGAGAGGAAUUCGUUUUCACUCGAGAUGAUGAAUUUAGACGUGCGCAGCGGCUUCCCAGUGUCGAAAGGGCAUCCCAGAGGGCUGCAGAAACGCGUCUGGAAGCGUGACGCGGGUGAUCGUCUCGUUUCGAUGGCCAGCGACAAGUCGCCACUGCUAGGGCGACCCCGAGUUCGACGACGGUGGUUGUUGUUGUUGUUGUUUAUUUUGUAUGGAAGCUGGGAAAACGCCGCGCAAACAGCGGACGUGAAAUCCGGUUGCUGCACGUGGCAGGCUUUGGUUUACAGUCGUAAGUUGGAUCCGUGGUGGUGGUGACAGUGGUGACGGUGGUGACGGUUGUGCAAUGGUCCCGGUGGUUUAAGUUAAAAAGCGGAGUGGACUUUCCGCGGCAAUGAUGUUGCAAAUGCAAA